CUCGGUGGUGGCGGGGGUAGCCUGUGAAGGUGUCAUGGCUGCUGUCGCUGAGCUUAGUCGCUCCAGCAGUGGUGACAGGAGUUUGGAACGGAGCUGCAGCCCUAAUCUCUCCCAAGAGGUGCUCUGCGAAAUCUUUCGCUCUCUGCAUAGCCUGGUGGGACAACUUAACCUCAGAGAUGAUGUGGUGAAAAUUACAAUCGAUUGGAACAAGCUCCAGAGCCUCUCGGCAUUCCAGCCCACUUUGCUCUUUAGUGCACUUGAACAACAUGUUUUAUAUUUACAGUUUGAACCUCUGCAGAUGGAAUUGUGUUUUUCUCAGCCUUUUUUAGCAAAACUUCAGCCUCUGAUUAAAGAGGAGAAUACAACUGUUGUUGGAGGGACAGAAAAAACAGAAAUGGGGAAUAAGAAUGAAGUAAAUGCCAAAUUUCCCAUUAGUGACCUACAAGAGGAAGAAAAGCACAAAGAUUGUGAUUUAGGAGAUGUGAAAAAGACACAGAUCCAUGUUGAUCCAGAAGUAGUUCAAAUAAAGGCUGGAAAAGCAGAAAUUGACAGACGAAUAUCUGCAUUUAUUGAAAGAAAGCAAGCUGAAAUCAAUGAAAACAACGUGAGGGAAUUUUGCAAUGUUAUUGAUUGUAAUCAAGAAAACAGUUGUGCAAGAACUGAUGCCAUUUUUACUCCUUACCCGGGAUUUAAAAGUCAUGUAAAAGUUUCUAGAGUUGUGAAUACAUAUGGACCACAGACUAGACCUGAAGGAAUUCAAGGGUCAGGUCAUAAACCUAACAGCAUGCUCCGAGAUUGUGGUAAUCAGGCUGUAGAAGAACGACUACAAAAUAUUGAGGCUCACUUGCGAUUGCAGACGGGUGGUCCAGUGCCAAGAGACAUUUAUCAGAGAAUUAAAAAACUUGAGGAUAAAAUCCUUGAAUUGGAAGGCAUCUCUCCUGAAUAUUUUCAUUCUGUAAGCUUUUCCGGAAAAAGAAGAAAAGUACAACCACCUCAACAGAAUUAUUCACUGGCUGAACUUGAUGAAAAAAUUAGUGCCCUCAGACAAGCCCUGCUCAGAAAAUCAAGAGAAGCAGACUCCAUGGCUACCCACCACCUUCCAUGAAAAACUCCUCUCAUUCUUGUCAUUUUACUUUUUUUAUAUACAUGUAACUUACAGUGCAGUUAAUUAAGUGGAUAUGUGUUUAUCAAUGUAACUUUCCUUCUCUGAAAUCAAGGUUCUUUUCAUGAGAGUCUGGCCUGCAGCAGGUCAUCUGCAGAUAUUCCAGUGAAGUUUGAAAUGGUUAUAAGGUGUGGAAAACAGCAUUGUUGGAACGUGUCCCCUUCUGUUCUAAAGGAGGUAUUUUGGAAACCGAAAAACUUAAUUUCAAAGCACAUCUUUUUGUGUGUGUGUACAUGCCACAGAAAGGACGAUUUAUUUUGAAUAGUGAUAUUUAAAAGGACUUUAUAUUUGUAACAUCAGUGUUAACCAGUUUUUUUGUUUAAAUCAGUACUUUGUACGUAACAGGCAAGAAGAAUUUACCAACUGAAAUGAAUUUUAAAUGAAUGCAUACUUUUUUUCCCAAAUGCCAACUUUAAUGUAAAUAAACAGUAGACUCUACCUUUAUCCCCUUACUGUGUGACCUUUAGCAAAUUAAUCUCUCUUUGUAUCUUAAUUUCUUUAUCUAUAAAAUGGCAUUGAUAAUAAUAAAACCUACGGUUGUCAUGAA
Messenger RNA from Prionailurus viverrinus (fishing cat), 1709 nucleotides. It is a transcript of the gene MBIP, whose product is annotated as MAP3K12 binding inhibitory protein 1. Lineage: Eukaryota; Metazoa; Chordata; Mammalia; Carnivora; Felidae. Gene Ontology annotation, cellular component: cytosol. The record is from RefSeq and is a predicted model, not a curated record. The transcript has 9 exons. The coding region runs from base 35 to 1105 and encodes 356 amino acids.